GAUGGACCCAGUGGAACUGAGUUUGAUUCUCAGCCACUGCUAACAUCAGCGGAGAGUGCAGUGUGAACCAGUCUUGGACCCCUCAGCUUCUCCAAAGUGCACUGACUAACAGUAGCGAAUAUAAUCUCACUACGACUGAUUCUUCACAGGGAAGCCUUCACUCGAUUGACGAAGGGCUGUAAUUACAUAUUAAUUCCACCAAAUGUAAUUUUUUCCAAUGUAGCCAUAAAUUAAACCACACAUGUCCUUACCUCUAAAAUGUCUUGGGUUUCCAUGCCAAUGCUUAGUACUAAACAUUUCAAAAAGGGACAUUUCCACACACAUGCAAAUCUGCACAGACGGAACCACUGUUUCUGGGUCACCUGAUUUGCGACUUCACUACAGAUACCACUAUCUGCUCUGCUUGUGUUGCACACGCUCAGGUUGCAGGCUGCCCUAUCUUGUUUAUAAUGUCCCAUCUAUGUUUUCCAAGUAAUUUGCAUGCAUUCACUUGGAUGACGUAUUUUCGCUUGGCCAGAUGCCGGAAGAUGUAAAGGGGUAGGAAGUGGAGAAACGGUCAGCUCUUCACAUAUUAAAACAAGGCACCAAACACCAUGUGACAUUUAACAAGAAUCUCGAACAGACUACAUUCAUAAUAAAUGUGUAAUAGCGGCCUGCAGAAAUGUAUGCAGGGAAAAAAAUAAAAAUAAAAUCUAAAUCAAGUUAUAAACAGUUGGGCAGUGCUCUUCUUUGGCAGUCCCGAUCCCGGAUUGAUGCCGUGGGGAGCCAGACUCUCCUGAGUACAUCAACUGAUGACUGUACACAAAGUGUUGCAAAUUUAAUAAACCCAGAAAGGAUGAUGGGCUGAGCCUACUCCUGGUCUUUAAAACAAAUAAAAUAACAAUGGGAGUGGCUACAAUGUUUUCAAGAUGCUGCAGAAGUUGUAAACCAUGGAUCAUCUCAGUCCUUUGCACUGGGUGUCAGUUGGUAGAAAAUGUGAACGUGAAACAUUGUUGGUAUCUUUUAAGCGGUAACACAUUUUGAAACCUCUGUAUUUGCCAGAAUUAUUGAUCAAUUGUAUUACAAUCUGUCAUUAUGUAAGUUCUAUUGGUAUACAUUUUGUUAUUACAAGAACGACAGAUGAAAUUGAGAAUAACUGAACAGGAAUUUGAUGUUUUGCAUCAAAGUUGAACAUCUUACCUAGAUAUAUUAUCAAUGCACUCACAAUUCGGCAACAUAGGACAUUUAAUAUUUUAUUUUCAGAGAAAUUGAUAAUAUCGCAGAUGAAGAGACCAAACAAGAGCAAAGACUCAAUCAAAAUUGUAUCUAGUUUGUAUUGUUUUUUAAACAUCGCAUUUGGUGUGCAAUCAGUUUGUAAUCAUUGGGGUGGGGGGGGGUAUGACCAAUAUUUGAACUUGCGAUCUGCGAUUCAACUAAUAGGCAAUACAAUAACUUUCCAUUUCAACACAAAAUAUACAAAAAUACACUUGCGAUGUAUGAUAUUUAACAGUAAAUCAACGUUGUAAUAAAUAAUUUAGCCAGAAUAGCAUUCGUGAGCCUCAACGCUCUUUCAGUUGGAUGCUGCUUGGGUUGUUUGGCUAAUUUCUUUUAGAGAAUGUUUGCAAAUAGGAGGAGGCUGGAGUACUCGGAAAAAAACCUCACACUUAAAAGGGGAUAACACUGCAUAAUUAGGAUGGAUGCAGUAGGCCAGCGACUUUCUUUCUACAAUGCCACCCAUGGAUCCUUCAUGUUUCUCAUUAUACAACCAUCGUUUGCGAUUAAAAACGUGAUUUGUAACUUUCAUGCUUACACAUGUAUCAAUAGUUCAAUUUAAUGGGCAAUUUUAUUGAGGGACUAUCUGUUGUUUUGGUGUGUUCUGGGAAUGAUUAAGCUCUUGUUUUGCUGCCUUGUCCAAGUUUGGGAACUGGUGUACUUGUGCAACUUUGACGUAAAACGUUAUGUAUUUUACGUAUACAAUUUUCUUAUGAUUUGCACUCCUAUCUUUGUUUGUAUUGUUUGUUGUUGUAACUUUCUGACCCACAUAUACUGCAAAUUUAUGAAAAAGAGCUUCAUAGAUAAUCGGAUUUCUCCAGGAUAAAUAGAGAUUCUGAUGCUGAUCAUUAAACUGGUCAGACUACUACCGUUGUGUGAAAUAGGUUAGAGUCAAGGAAGCAAAUGUUAACAAAGGAAAUUGAAUAUUGUAGACUAGGACAAAGAGGUUAUUAUGAGUUCCAGUGAGGGGUUAGAGGAUGUGGCCUCAAAUGAACCAAGUUUGCCUGAGGACAAUGGGGAAACAUUUUUGAAAGUCAUGAUGGGUGAUGACUUUUAUAAAACUCUAUCACAUCAAUACCUGCUCGAGUGCAGAAAUUAGCUGGUUCAUAUCAAACAUUCCUAUGUAUAGACAAAGUAACUCCCUUGUAAUAUUUCCGGAGAGACUUUGAAAAGUACUGUCAUUGAGUACUUGCUGAGGCCAGGACGGCACACGAGAGUGGGGUAUGGAUAGAAACGCGUACACACCUGGCCACUUUUGUCUCCCUAUAAUUUGGCCAUUUAUGACUACGCCACGCAAGAGAUGAUUACGGUCAAUCCCGUUAAUGCCACCGCAGCUCAAAAUUGCUUGCUACCUUCUGCUAGAUCACAAAAAUGUCACACAGCUGACUCUACACAUAACCGUCAAAUUCCAAUUUAACAUUUUUAUUAUCAUCAUCACCACCAUCUGGCAUUAGGUUUUAGGUCUAUCCCUGGGUCACCGACCUCUGGAUGCCAAGCCGAAGUGUCUCCCUGCUUAAACAAGUGUCUGGCAAUGUUGACCUCAAUUGGUGAACGCUUCUCCACACGGUCCUGUAAAUCCCCCUCACCAGUCACAUUAUGAAUCUACCAGUCUAGUGGUACUCAUUUUAUCAACCAGAUAGGAGAAAAUGAGUUCAGUCAGCCAUCAACCAGGAUUUUGAGUUUUGCCACGAUCUGAUAGCGACUGUGAAUUUCUUAAGAUUGAUGGUAGUUUUUCAAGAAUGAUACCACUUCUGGUAUACAUAUGGAACUUUUCCAACACGUAGCUUAGCAAGCCCGGGGAAAAAUACUAAAUAGAGGAAAACCUUGCCCAACGCGUGUUAGUCGAAUGCGUGUUUCGUUUACACACGGUUUAAAAACUUAGGUCUGUUCUACAAAACACGGGGGUGAUGUUUCGACAAUACAUUAUGCGGUUUGACGCUGCUAAUAUUAUCAUGUCCAUGUUGAAAAGUAAUGGCCGCAGAGUGUUACAUCGGUUGGAAGGUGUGAAUGCAUCGACUAUGAGAACGAUUUAUUUACCGUGUAUGUUUUGUGUGUGUAUGUUUUUGUAUAAUAAUGUAACACACUCAACACGCAGAGCAGCAAAAUACAAAUGCUCACAAUGCCGCAUCACUGUCCACCUGGCGCUCCACUCGUUGUUUUGGGCAACGCUCCUCUGACCUCCAUUGUUGUUGGAGGGCGACUGCCUCCAACUCUCUAGUUAUGUCCUUCCCGAGCCUCGUCCACAGUCAUCAGCUCGUCUGAUCAGCUCCACAUCCUCCUAUACAGUAUUAGUCCAUAAUGUUUCUACCCGUGCCGUGCUCUUUUAGCCUCCUCUAUCCGGCCAAGCAGAAGCUGCUUGGGCAUGCAGUUGAUGGGCAUGUGGGCUCCAUAAUCCAGCCAACGCAGCCUUGCCUGCCUGAGGAGCUCAUUUUUGGGAGUGACCAGAUCUGUCAACCAUCGGUCAGCUUCACAUAUUCCAUUAUAACCUAACCGAUACAAAAAUCUGUCUUUAAAGUUGGUUUGGUAUCAUCAGCAAGAUUAACACUGUAUCACUUCCUGCUGGCCAAGAGAAACAAAAAUAUGAAUUUGUAAUUUGCAUGCCAGCUCGAUGUGGGCAGUUUUUCAGAUAGGGAAGUAUUCUGAUUGCAAUCUGAGGGUUCAUGUGGACAGCAGAUUCUGUAUAAAAACCAAGACGGCCCAGCAGUGAGACACGGUAGUGGAAAGGAAAGACUCGUGCACAAGAAGCUCCAAGUCUUCAAUCAACUCCAGUUCUUCGAUCAGCCAUGCUCGCCUUUCUCGUCUGCGCUGCUCUGCUGGUUGGAGCUGAGGUGUCUGCUCAGAGUUGUGGGAUCGCAGCGUAUUCCCAGAUCCGCGUGGUGAACGGCGUGGAGGCUCGCGCCAACUCCUGGCCUUGGCAGGCGCUCGUGCAGAGGUACUCUGGAGGAAGAUGGGUCAACUACUGUGGAGGAACCCUCAUUGAUAGUCAAUGGGUGCUUUCCUCUGCGAGCUGCUACACGAGUGGCUACAGCUACAGGGUGGUGCUGGGAAAGCACAGUGUGUCCACAACCGAGUCGGGGCAAGUCACACCUGCAUUGAGCCUGAUCGCCUGGCAUAGCUCCUGGAAUCCCAGCAUCCCGGCCAAUGGGUACGACAUCGCCAUGUUCAAGAUUGCGUCGCCCGUGACUCUUUCCAGCAAGGUGCGCCUCGCCUGCCUGCCCAGCGCCAACCAGAUACUGCCCAACAACUACCCGUGCUACGUUACAGGCUGGGGAUCCCUUUCCACCAGCGGCCCCUUCCCCAGCGAGCUGCAGCAGGCCAGCCUGCCCGUGGUGGACUACGCGACGUGCAGCCAGGCCAGCUGGUGGGGGAGCAGCCUGAAGAGCAGCGUGAUCUGCGCGGGGGGCAGCACCCGCUCUGCGUGCUAUGGUGAUGGAGGUGGCCCGCUGAACUGCCAGCGGUCGGACAAUGCCUGGGUGGUGCAGGGAAUCUCCAGCUACGUCUCAUCUCUGGGCUGCAACACGAUUCGCAAGCCCACCGUGUUCACCCGUGUGUCAGCCUACAACAGCUGGAUCAGCAACGUCAUGAGCGUGUACCGUGAAGCCCCAAAGCUCGCCGAUGGAGAGCAGCGCGUCAACAGCGGAGCCAAUGCCACAAUUGCUGCAUUCAGGCAGCCACAGGAGUAAAGCUAUAUGCUCUUUACAUCAAUGCUACAACUAACCUUAGAAUUAUAGUAUCUUGCUAUGGGUAUUUAGUUUUAAGAUUGGACUGGGCAUGUGGUUCAAUGCAGUGAGUUUGUGUGGUCACAUUGCUAUACAUGUCAUCACCUAUGAUAGUAAACGCUGCUCAUGUGACCACUGUCAAAAAGACUGACUCCAUUUUGCAUGAAUACCGGAUGUUAAGUAGUUAUCUUUGUAUUUUCUGACGAAAGAAAGUGGCAAUAAAACCAGCAUGCAUACUGGAUCAUAAAGUGCCAUUUAUAUCACUUGAGAAGUUAUUGAUUGAAUCUGAAAUAUUAGGAUGAGGCCGAGGCAGCAUGAGUUAAAUUUCUUCCAUUGUCAUAGUAGUGGGGAAUGGAACAUCAUGUGUUAUUGUAGGACGACAGCUGAUUCAGGGCGAUGCGAUUUUGGCUUGGUGUAAAUGCAAUUUGGAGAACAAAUAAAGUACCUGGUUUGUUGAA
Messenger RNA from Petromyzon marinus (sea lamprey), 5428 nucleotides. NCBI's taxonomy places the organism in Eukaryota, Metazoa, Chordata, Hyperoartia, Petromyzontiformes, Petromyzontidae. The record is from RefSeq and is a predicted model, not a curated record.